CUGAGCUCAGUUUGGCGGCAAAACUCGGCAUUGACAGUUUAGUUUUUUUAAUUCAAUUUUUUUAUGACUUGCGUCUUGUGAGAAAUGAGUUUGGUUGUGUGAUUUUGAUGUGUUUUUUGUUAAAAAUUAAAAUGGUUGUGAAAUCGUGCUUUUUCCUGUGUCUACUUUCAUUAGGUUACAGCUCCGUGAUCAUCCCGGAGGAACUGCCCUCGCUACUAUCUGUGGCUUACUCCAACAUCCCACCAAUUAAGAAAGGAACGGACUCGCGAGUUGGGUUCGGUUUCGCAUUCGGCAACCAUGCUGACUUCCAGGUGAUGUUCGAGCUGGGCCCACAGACCAACACAGCGCCGCUAACUGGGCCGGCGGGCAGCAGCAAUGCGAAGCGGCAAGCGCCGACGCCUCCCAAGCUCACCAAAAACAGGGAAAAGCUCCUCCAAACCGAAGCUGGCAGCUACCUCCAAAACUGGGCAUCAGCCAUGCGGAGACCUGGAAGACCACCACUACAAGCAUCCACCGAGCUGCCAAGCCUUGAGGAUUCCGUGGUGGAACUGGUGAAGAACAGCAAGGGAGAGUACGAGAUACACCAGCCCAGGCCAGACCACAUACCGCUUGAGGUGAUGGACGAGCUGCAAAGACUAUACGGGCAGAAGAAAGAAGAAGCCAAGAAGAUGACGCAGAAAGCUAAAGAAAAGAAGAGAAGCGAUGCAGAAGUCAAGAAGAUCACAGAAGACUUGUCCAAUGUAGAUUUAGAUUAGUGUUGUAAAAGAAUUAGGAAGUUCUUCUUUCUACCAAGGACAGUUUAAACUACAGGCCGGCCCAAAAUUACGUUGACAUUGUUUCCGUAACUCAAAUGCAGUUUUUGUAAAAAUUUCAUUAUUGGUACAAGCUUUUAUCGCUGACUGUACUUUUCUUUCCACAGGCAACUAAUACUCAUCGAGACAAAUCUAAAAACCCCACACACAAUUAGAUUGCGUUGUUUUAUCAGUUCCUAUGGCUAUCUUCUGUCUCCAUCAUCAGAUCAGCUCGAUGGUACCAUAAUAUUGCAUAGUCACCCGGCUUAAUGUAUGCAAAUUUUUAGCUUCACCGGAAACCGGGAAGUGGGUCAAAUUUAACUUGCAAGAUUUGACCCGUACAAACAUACAUACUUACAAAGCUUGUAAAAAAAACGGAACCCUUAUACACUUUAUUGUCCGUCCGCCCGUCCGUCUGUCAAGACUCUUUUUCUCUGGAACGUUUGGAGAGUUUGAAAUUAAAACCAUAUACUAGUUGUAAAAAAAAUCUAACUUCUAAGUUAACGUCAAAAAAAAAUAUAUGGCCGGUUAUGCCGAACAAAACGUAUAUUUUGACACUCGCAAGAGAAUCAAAAUUCGUAUAUUCAUAUGGUAUGGUAUGGUACGUAAUUUUGACGGGACGUUAAGCUUACAGAAUAUUACAGAAUAAAUAAUAU
Cydia pomonella (codling moth) is the source of this 1447-nucleotide messenger RNA. RefSeq lists its product as uncharacterized. The record is from RefSeq and is a predicted model, not a curated record. The transcript has 6 exons. Bases 108 to 755 code for a protein of 215 amino acids. Lineage: Eukaryota; Metazoa; Arthropoda; Insecta; Lepidoptera; Tortricidae.